GCAAUGUGCGAAUAGGAUGAUGAAUAUUUUUGUAGACUUUGGUUACUUCUUUAUCAAUUUCCAGACGUGGGUAUAGCAUAGAAUGAUUUUCAUGAUCAUCUUUUUCAACAAGCAUCUGUGCUAAAACAGAGUAAAGUCAAUCGCUGUGGGACCAACUUGAUCAUUCUAAACAACUUUGAAAGUUAAAAGUUCUAUCUUUGUGAGAUACUCUUCUUAUCUUUUUACAUCAAAGUCAUCAUCUAAUAAAAAUCAAUGGACCGAAUUGAACAUCUUUUUUUUUUUUUCAAAAAGUAUCAACUUGCUUUGAGACCAAAGUGAUUACUUUAAGGACGGCAAUGGGCCAACGAAAUGAAAACAUACAUUGAAUUGUGAUUAAGCAGCAAUUAAUAAAAUGGAAAUAACUAAUAUCCCUUCUCAUUUCAACCAGGUAAGCUGCAUCAAUCCACUCAGGUCCCAGCAGGAAUAAAUGCUCCCAUUGUAUUCACAAUACCUCUUUUCCAUGACCUGCUAUCUCACUGGAUUUCCAUGACAUUUCAUACACAACCUUCUCAUGAUCUUUUGUUUUACCACUUCGUGUUACCAACAUCAUGCAUUAGAGAAUCAGUAGUACUGCUGAGUUGUAAUCAGGCUUAAUUACGUGCAUACACCGUUACUUCUUCCAUGGCCUUGCAAGGAGCUUCUUCUUCUUCUUCCUUUUUUUCUUUCACCGACCGCUGGGCAUACGAUGUAUUCUUGAGUUUUAGAGGUGAAGAUACUCGCAAUAAUUUUACUGCCCAUCUAUAUGAUGCUCUAGAUCGAAAGGGAAUCAACACCUACAUAGACUAUGAACUUAGAAGAGGAAAGGAAAUUUCACAGGCACUUCUCAAAGCUAUUGAAGAAUCAAGAAUUGCGAUCAUUAUACUCUCUCAAAACUAUGCAUCAUCCACAUGGUGCUUAGACGAGCUGAUGAAGAUCCUUGAUUGUAAUAAAACAAGGCAACAAAUCAUUCUUCCUGUGUUUUACAACGUAGAUCCAUCAGAAGUACGACAUCAAAGAAAGAGUUUUGGUGAAGCAUUUGCAAAACAUCAACAUAGGUUUAAUGAUGACAUGAAGGUGCGGAGGUGGAAGGAAACACUCGAAGAGGUGGCCAACUUGUCCGGGUUUCAUUUAGGGAACAGGAACGAAUCUGAAUUCAUCAACGAAAUUGUUGAAGAGGUUUUGAGAAUAGUAAAUCGUAUAUACUUAAGCGUUGCCAAGUAUCCAGUUGGAAUAGAAUCUCAUAUAAAAGAUAUUAAUUUGCUUCUAAGUAUUGGGAUGAAUGACAUACGCAUGAUAGGGAUCCUUGGAGUUGGUGGAAUUGGAAAGACAACCAUCGCCAAAGCAAUCUACAACUCAAUUGCUUAUCAGUUUGAAGCUAGCUGUUUUCUUGCAAAUAUUCGAGAAACUUCAAAUCGAGAGGGUGGUCUAAUGCACCUGCAGGAGACACUUCUUUAUGAGAUCUUAGGAGACUCUAAGAAUUUCAAAGUUGGUAGUGUUGAUAGGGGAAUCAAUGUGAUAAAGCAUAGGCUCUGCUCUAAAAAGAUUCUACUGAUUCUUGACGAUGUGGAUAAGUUGGUCCAAUUAGAAACUCUAGCCGGAGAUCAUGAUUGGUUUGGUUUAGGAAGUAGAAUCAUCAUAACAACAAGAGAUCAAAAUUUAUUGACUAGUCAUGAAGUUGAUUCAACAUACAUGAUGAAUGAGUUGGAUCACGACAAAGCUCUUCAGCUCUUUAGUUUACAUGCCUUCAAGAGAGAAAAGCCUAUUGAUGAUUAUGCAGAACUAACAGAAGAUGCAGUAAGAUAUGCAGGGGGUCUUCCACUAGCUUUAACGGUUCUAGGUUCAGAUCUAAAAGGUAGAAGCAUACAUCAAUGGAAAAGUGCAUUGGAUAAGCUCAAGAGAAUUCCUAACAAAGAUAUUCAAAUGAUACUUAGAACAAGUUAUGAUGGAUUGGAUGAUAAUGAGAAGGAUAUUUUCCUUGAUAUUGCUUGUUUCUUCAAAACAAAAGAUGUAGAUUAUGUCAUCAAAGUAUUAGAUAGUUGUCGUUUCUUUCCAGAUGAUGGCAUUCAAAGGCUCAUGGAUAAGUGUCUCAUAAGUGUUGAUGAGAGUGGAAAAUUGUGGAUGCAUGACUUGCUACAAGAUAUGGGUAGAGAAAUUGUUCGACAAGAAUCACCUAAAGAACCUGGCAAACGUAGUAGAUUAUGGUUUCAUGAAGAUGUUCGUUAUGUACUAGAAGAAAAUACGGUAACAAACAAAAUUGAAGGGAUAUUGAUAGAUUUGCCAGAACGAGACUUGAUAUGCUUAGGUUCCAAAGCAUUCAUGAAGAUGAAAAGACUCAGAAUAUUUAUAAAUCGCAAUGCAUGUUUAUCUGGAGGGCCUAAUUACCUUUCUAAUGAGUUAAGCUUGCUUGAUUUGGGUGAAUGCCCUUUGCAAUCUUUGCCAUCCAAUUUUCAUGGAAAAAAACUCAUCGACUUUCAGAUCCGUAGUAGCCUCAUAAAAGAAUUGGGGGAGGGAAUCAAGAAUUUUCAGAACCUGAAGUUUAUGAGUUUCUAUGAUUGUAAAUUCCUAACAAAAAUUCCUGAUAUCUCAAGGAUCCCAAAUUUAGAGGAACUGUAUCUUCGUAAUUGUGAAAGUUUAAUUGAAGUUCAUGAUUCUGUUGGUUCCCAUGAUCAUCUGACCUCUUUAUCAUUCUUCGGAUGCUCAAGCCUUAAAAGUUUUCCAAGAAGCCUCAGGAUGAGAUCUCUAGAAUCUCUUGUCCUUGAAGAUUGUUCAAGCCUUCAAAGUUUUCCUGAUAUUGAGUGUGAGAUGGAAUGCUUAAGAUUCAUUAAAUUCGACCAAGCUCCUAUAAAAGAAUUGCCUUCAUCCAUUGGGUAUCUCACUGGCCUGCAGGAUGUAUACAUAAAAGGCUGUAAAAACCUUAUGCAUCUCCCAACUAACAUUCUUGAGCUGCAGCAUUUACGCAAUCUUUGUGUCGAAAAUUUUUCAGAACUUGUUAAGCUUCCAAAGAAGGAGAAGGAGAAGGAGAAAAGAUGUUCCACGCCCUGUGUCAUGUCAACAGAAGAAUGUGAAAUUUCAUCAAAUGAAAGAAUAUUUGAAUCUCUGUGAUUGUGUCCUAUCAAAGUCUGACUUCUUUA
Molecule: messenger RNA, 3149 nt
Organism: Juglans microcarpa x Juglans regia
Lineage: Eukaryota; Viridiplantae; Streptophyta; Magnoliopsida; Fagales; Juglandaceae
Product: disease resistance protein RPV1-like
Exons: 5
Coding region: 661-3120 (819 amino acids)
Biological process (GO): defense response; signal transduction
Molecular function (GO): ATP hydrolysis activity; ADP binding
Source: RefSeq, a predicted model, not a curated record